This is a messenger RNA of Trichomonas vaginalis G3, 687 nucleotides long. RefSeq names its product cyclin-dependent kinase inhibitor 2C-related family. The transcript has a single exon. NCBI's taxonomy places the organism in Eukaryota, Parabasalia, Trichomonadida, Trichomonadidae. The coding region runs from base 1 to 687 and encodes 228 amino acids. Gene Ontology annotation, molecular function: protein binding. The record is from RefSeq and is a predicted model, not a curated record.
AUGAAAAGAUCUCCUCUUCAUGUUUCUGCAGCAAUGAACGGAAAAGAAAUAACAGAACUUCUUAUUUCCAAUGGAGCAGAUUUAAAUGCUAAAGACGAAAACGAUAAAACUCCGCUUCAUUAUGCCGUAGAGAUGAAUUGCUUAGCAACAGCUGAAGUUCUUGUUUCGCGUGGCGCAGAUAUCAACGCUAAAGAUAUAUUCGGAAAAACAGCUCUUCAUGAGUCAGUUAAUAGGAAUUUCAAAGAAAUAACAGAAUUUCUUGUUACACAUGGUGCAAAUAUCAAUGAAAAGGAUGGUAAUGAUCAAACAGCUCUUCACAUAGCCGCAUAUGAAAAUUGCUCAAUAUCAGCACAAAUUCUUGUUAUUAACGGCGCAGAUAUCAAUGCAACGGACUCCGAAAAUAAAACAGCUCUCCAUCUUGCUGCAAGCAGAGAUAGUAAAGAAAUAGCAGAAAUUCUGGUAUCUCAUGGAGCAGAUAUUAACAAAAAAGAUAAUAACGGCUGGACUGCACUUCAUGAAGCUGCUUAUUUCGGUAGUAGAGUAAUAGUAAUUUUUCUAAUCUCUCAUGGAGCUGAUGUCAACGCAAAAGAUAACAAAGAAAAAACGGCCAUCAUUUAUGCCAAAGAAAAUCAUCAUAACGAAAUUGCAAAGAUUCUUUGUGAUUAUGGAGCCGAACAGCUUAAAUAA